AUGACUCUCUACUACUCACUUGUGUUCCUGCUUCUGGUGUUCGAGAUGGGUGUAUUCCUGGCCCUCGUUGUACCUCUGCCUCACACCGUGAAGCGCAAGCUGUUUGCCUUCAUCUCUGAGAGCCCGAUCAUAGCGAAGCUGCAAUAUGGACUCAAGAUUACCUUUAUCUUCAUCCUCAUUUUGUUCAUUGACUCUGUCAACCGAGUUUACCGCGUGCAGCAGGAACUGUCUGCCUUCACUAAGGAUGGUCCCGGCAUGGGAGCCGCACACCUCGGUACCGACCGCAUGGAGGUCCAGGCCCGCAAGUUCUAUUCGCAGCGCAACAUGUAUCUCUGUGGAUUCACUCUGUUCCUCUCCCUGAUUCUCAACCGCACAUACACCAUGAUUCUGGAGACUCUCCGUCUUGAGGACCGCGUUCGUCUCUUUGAGGGCGACAAGAAGGCCGGCGGCAAGGACUCUGCCCGCAUUGCGGAGGCUGGCUCUGUUGGCGAGAUCGGUCGCCUCAAGGAGAUCAUCGCUGCCAAGGACCGCGACAUUGAGACUCUCAAGAAGCAGUGCGAAGGUCUGACCCGCGAGUACCACAGUCUUGGCGAUCAGGUUUCCUCUGAGAAGGGCGACAAGAACGAGAAGAACAAGAAAGACCUCUGA
Messenger RNA from Penicillium bovifimosum, 648 nucleotides. Its product is annotated as putative BAP31 domain protein. Gene Ontology annotation, cellular component: endoplasmic reticulum; endoplasmic reticulum membrane. Gene Ontology annotation, biological process: intracellular protein transport; endoplasmic reticulum to Golgi vesicle-mediated transport. Lineage: Eukaryota; Fungi; Ascomycota; Eurotiomycetes; Eurotiales; Aspergillaceae. The record is from RefSeq and is a predicted model, not a curated record. Bases 1 to 648 code for a protein of 215 amino acids. The transcript has 4 exons.